GCGACGAAAGCAGAAGAGGGGCGGGGGUGGGGUUGUGAGCACUGCUCUGUGGUGUUGGGGGUGGCCUGCGAAGGUGUCAUGGCUGCUGCAGCCGAGCUUAGUCGCCCGUGCGUCAGUGACAGAAGCCUGGAGCAGAGCUGCAGCCCCAACCUCUCCCAAGAGGUGCUCUUCGAAAUCUUUCGCUCCCUGCAUACCCUGGCUGGACAACUUAACCUCAGAGAUGAUGUGGUGAAAAUUACAGUCGAUUGGAACAAGCUCCAGAGCCUCUCGGCAUGCCAGCCUGCUUUGCUCUUUAGUGCUCUUGAGCAACACGUUUUAUAUUUACAGCCUUUUUUAGCAAAACUUCAGCCUCUGAUUAAAGAGGAGAAUACAACUGUUGAAGAGACAGGAAAAGCAGAAACAGGGAGCAAGAAUGAAGUAGAUGCCAAAUUUCCCACUGGUGACCUACAGGAGGAAGAAAAGCACAAAGAUUGUGAUUUAGAAGAUGUGAAAAAGACACAGAUCCAUUUUGAUCCAGAAGUAGUUCAAAUAAAGGCUGGAAAAGCAGAAAUUGACAGACGAAUAUCUGCAUUUAUUGAAAGAAAGCAAGCUGAAAUCAAUGAAAACAACGUCAGGGAAUUUUGCAAUGUUAUUGAUUGUAAUCAAGAAAAUAGUUGUGCAAGAACUGAUGCCGUUUUUACCCCUUACCCCGGAUUUAAAAGUCAUGUUAAAGUUUCUAGAGUUGUGAAUACAUAUGGACCACAGACUCGACCUGAAGGAAUUCAAGGGUCAGGUCAUAAACCGAGCAGCAUGCUUCGAGACUGUGGCAAUCAGGCUGUAGAAGAACGGCUACAAAAUAUUGAGGCUCACUUGCGAUUGCAGGCAGGUGGUCCAGUGCCAAGAGACAUUUAUCAGAGAAUUAAAAAACUUGAGGAUAAAAUCCUUGAAUUGGAAGGCAUCUCUCCUGAGUAUUUUCAAUCUGUAAACUUUUCUGGCAAAAGAAGGAAAGUUCAACCACCUCAACAGAACUAUUCACUGGCUGAACUUGAUGAGAAAAUUAGUGCUCUCAAACAAGCCCUGCUUCGAAAAUCAAGAGAAGCAGAAUCCAUGGCAACUCACCACCUCCCAUGAAAAACUCCUUUCUUCCUUGUCAUUUUACUUUAUAUACAUGUGUGUAACUUACACUGCGAUUAGUUAAAUGGAUGCAUAUUUAUUAAUGUAGACACCCCUCUGAAGUCAGGGUUUAUUUUCACAUUAAUCCAGCUUGCAGCAAGUAAUCUUCCAAUAUUCCAGUGAAUUUUGAAGUAGUUAAUGCAUUGAAAAUAGCCUUGUCAGAAUUAAUUUCCUUCUGUUUUAAAGGAGGUAUUUUGGAAAUUAAGAAACUCAAUUUGAAAUUACAUCUUUUUUUGUGUGUGUAUGUCCCACAGAAAGAAGAUUUGUUUUGAAUAGUGAUAUUUAAAAGUGAUAUUUAUAUUUGUAACACUGAUGUUAACCUGUUUAUUAGUUUAAAUCAGUACUUUGUAUAUAAUAGGCAUUCAACAAAAAAUUGACCAAAAUGAAUUUUAAAUGAAUGCAUACUUUUUUUUCAAAUGUCAGUUUUAAUGUAAAUAAACAGUAGAUUCCCCCUUAAUAAGUGACCUUGAGCAGGUUACUUAUUAAUCUCUCUGUGCCUUAAUUUCCAUAUCUGUAAAAUGGGAAAGAUAAUAAUAGAACCUAUGUUUGUCACGAAGAAUAGGUGAAAUCAUGCAUGUACACUUUUGAAACUGGCCCAAGGAAAGUACUCAAUAAA
Messenger RNA from Molossus molossus (Pallas's mastiff bat), 1768 nucleotides. RefSeq names its product MAP3K12 binding inhibitory protein 1 (gene MBIP). The transcript is spliced from 9 exons. The record is from RefSeq and is a predicted model, not a curated record. The coding region runs from base 79 to 1110 and encodes 343 amino acids. Lineage: Eukaryota; Metazoa; Chordata; Mammalia; Chiroptera; Molossidae. Gene Ontology annotation, cellular component: cytosol.